ACAACAAUAAAUACGUGUACACUUCGCCGCCACCGCCGUUGUUGUUACUCAACGGCGUUCGUCUCCGCCCGAACUAUAUUUAAACGAUCUCGACACCAUUUACGGAUGAAUCCACGGAUCGGGUUCUCGGGGAGAUUGACAACGGAAAGACGAGAAAUCGGAGGGUUUAAAUGGGAAUGGAGUUUGCGACGUCAUUAUGAGGGAACAUACUAAGGUGUUGAUGACGAAGAAAAAUAUACUGAAAUGCCUGAACAGUGCGAGUUAGAGAAAGCUUAGCACCUCCCUGUAUUUGAAGCAUACAAUUUUACCACAUUCGUUCGUUCAUAUUCUAUUACCGACGUUUGUUGUCAAUUUUUUCUAACAGAUUGCCACGAAUACUCUAAAAGAUUCUCAAGUGGACUUAUCGACAAAUCGUACGCAUUACAAUCAUUGUCGGCACUUGGGUCGUAUUUCCCAGCGUGUCGUACAAUUUAUUAAUUGAAAAAAAAAAGUCUUGUACAUUCUGUUAGCAACAGUAAUAUCGUUGUGACGUGUUCGGAAGGGGCGAUCGUUGUUGGCUCAAUCAUCCCAAAUAGGAAAUACUAAUUUCUUUUCGCCGAAAUCACGACACCGACGCUAUGUCUAAGAUUACGUCAUCAGCAACACUCUUCUGGCACUCUGGUCGCCUUCAGAUGCGUUUUACUUUAAUGAUGGCAACGAUCACAAUUACAAUCGCAGCAGCAGUAGCUGCGGUAGUCGGACGACAUGCGAGAGCGGUUUUCGCGGCGUUUUCGAAAAUAAGACGGACGCGUUUCCGUCCGUCGUCGCAUGUGGCCCAAUCGGACAACGACAUCGACCUGCGGCGCACACUCGGACGUGUCAACGAUGCGAUCGACGGCGGCGGCCGGAGAGAAACUGCAGCGCACCACAAUAAUAAUAUACACGUGUAUACCUAUAAUGGUGUAUACCUAUAUUACUGUGCUACAGCGGUAGUGCUACGGAACGGAGUGGUAGUGGUAGCGACGGCGGCGGUUACGAGUUACGACGGUUGCGGCCGCGGCGGCGGUAGUGGCGACGAGGUGGCGCGGUGUUUAAUCGUGUUGUCGCCGCACCAGAUCGCCGUAUAGUCGCACACGCCGCGCGCGCAAUCACUCGUCAGUCGACGCACGCUAACGUACCGAGUGACCGGUGUCCGCGCGCGUUCGAGGUGUGCAUGUCCCGCUCGUUGUUCUACAGUGCUAUGCUCACGCGAACGAUCGCAUCCCGGUGCAGGUGCGCGCAGUCGACCACUUUCACGUCACCGUCGUCACCGUUCCCGCGCGUCAGUGCUACACGGUGCUAGGAUAGUCUCGCGGCCUCCAAGUCGCCGGAGAUCGUUGUCGCAACACCGCUCGCACGUACGGCCCGCGGAUCAGAGUUCUGAUAACACGCGGUCGGCAUUCGUAUGGUGGUGGCGUAGCACCGGGGGAACAGUUACAUCCGACCGCGACCGAUGGCCGACACGGUGGUCGUGUCGGAAGACGCGACCGCGACCAGCACUACCGCGCUCGUCGACCAGAUAACCGUGGCCAAGACGUUCGCCAUGCUCGUGCUGGGCCUGGGCUCGUUCGUGUUAGGCGUCGUGCCCAUCAAGCUGACCAAGUGGUGGCGCAAGGACCCGGCGGACCCGAUGGCCGGCCGCGCCGUAGCCGGCCACUCGCACGGCGGCGACUCGGCCACCGGUUCGCCCGUCGUCUCGCUGUUGCUGUGCUUCGGCGGCGGUGUGCUGCUGUUCACCACACUACUACACCUGCAGCCCGAGGUGCGCGAGGGCGUGAGCCGGCUGCAGCAGGCCGGCCACUUGCCUAACGACCAGGGCACCGAGCACCUGGGUGACCUGAUCUUUUGCGCCGGGUUCUUCAUGGUUUUCAUUAUCGACGAGAUCGUACACUCGGUGCUGGACCGAUUCGCGGCCGACCACGCGGACCGAGGCUCCGCCGAGGAGGUGCUGCACCGGUCCAUGAGCCUGAGGCGGCGCACCAUGUCCAUACCGCGGGCCUCGCUGGCCGGCUCGCCUAGCUCCAUACCGUCGUCGGCGGACACGGGCGUCGGCACGUCCACGGCCAGCAUCAGGGAGCUGCUCAAAGAGUCCAAGGGCAAACGGUACCGGACGUCCGCGUGGGACGCGCCACCGCCGCCCGGUGCUGCACCCGAAGACCCGCGCCACCACCGGCACUUGCACUACCACGACAACCAUCAGCAAACGCACAAGAGACCGCUGCCUAGCGCCGAGGACGCCGAGAAGCAGACUGCCAAGUUGGACCACGUCGACCAGUCGGACGACCGAGGCGUCGCCGGCCAGUCAUUCCGUGGUUUGUUCGCCGUGCUAGCACUCUCGUUCCACGAGGUGUUUGAGGGCCUGGCCAUCGGGCUGGAGGAGCGCGUCGACAACAUGUGGUACCUUUUUAUCGCCGUGGCCACGCACAAGCUGGUCAUCGCCUUCUGCAUCGGUCUAGAACUGGCCUGGUCGAAAACCCGCAGGAUCGUGCUUGUUAUGUAUGUGGCUACGUUCGCCGUGGUAACGCCCGUGGGUAUCGUCAUCGGCAUGGUGCUGGUGCACUGCGGUUCCGGCGGUUCCGUGGACGGGUCACCCGGCCGCGUGGCCGUCAUACUGCAGGGUCUGGCCGCUGGUACGCUGCUGUACGUCGUGUUCUUCGAGGUACUCGCCAGACACAAGCAGUCCGGGUUCCUGCACCUGCUGUCCAUCAUGUUGGGCUUCUGCAGUCUGCUGAUACUCCAGACGAUGACUCAUCAUCAUAGUCACGCCCCGGUUAAUAACGAUCAUCAUCAUCAUCAUUUGGAUCACGACCACGUACACGAUCAUUCGUCUCACGAUCACGUACAUGAUCAUUAGAAUUUAUAAAUUCUCCGAGUUACCAAGUAUUUUACUAAGCCCAGCGUGAUCUUAUUUUAAUGUAUACUACACAAAUUACUGUAUUUUUUUUAUUAUUAAGUUUAGCCAAUAAACCAUUUAUUUUA
Molecule: messenger RNA, 2997 nt
Organism: Sipha flava (yellow sugarcane aphid)
Lineage: Eukaryota; Metazoa; Arthropoda; Insecta; Hemiptera; Aphididae
Exons: 5
Coding region: 1472-2872 (466 amino acids)
Biological process (GO): zinc ion transmembrane transport
Cellular component (GO): plasma membrane
Molecular function (GO): zinc ion transmembrane transporter activity
Source: RefSeq, a predicted model, not a curated record